Molecule: messenger RNA, 1285 nt
Organism: Oppia nitens
Lineage: Eukaryota; Metazoa; Arthropoda; Arachnida; Sarcoptiformes; Oppiidae
Exons: 4
Coding region: 41-1285 (414 amino acids)
Source: RefSeq, a predicted model, not a curated record
UUUAUUAGACAAAAAAAACUGUAUAACUGUGUAGUAAUAAAUGUCUUGUUUUACUUCAUCAUUGGUAAUCAGCAAAAGAUAUUGUUCAUUAUUAUUGGCAACGGUUGGCGCAGCAAACUAUUGGCAUCAACGACAACAACAACACCAACAACAAACUGGACACAAAUCCAGACAUCAGUGUUUAUCGUUGUUGUCGUCACCAUUGAGAUUAUGGUCAACCAUUGAAUCGCCGAAAGCGGUGGUACUACUCCGUGAUGCACUACUGGCCAAUGGCGAUCCCGAGCCGUUUGCUACUACCGGCGACUGGUUUGCACCGUUUGUAACCAUUAGACCCCUACCACUGCAUACCGAUGCCAACAACCAACCGGCCAAUUAUAAGUGUACAUUCUUUAAGUGUUCGGGCAUUAUCUACAAUGAAAGCGGUUUGAUAAUCACUGCUAAUACUAAUCUGGAAAUAACUAAUAAAACAAUGGUUUGUAUGUCAAAUGGCCAGGAAGUAGAGGCAGAGAUAGUCUACAGGGAUAGCAAUCUGAAUCUGUGUGCACUGAAAAUCCAAAAUUCCGAUCCGAAUACAAAGUGGCCAAACAUAUCCAAUCGAUGGACACAAUUACCGAUGGAAACAGUCGGCACAGUUGUCUAUACAGUAGACACGUCGUCUAAAUCGGACGGUAUUGGCCAGAAUCGACAGGUGACCGAAGGUAUUGUUGCUGCCGUUCGGCCGAUUCCAAUACUGCUCAACGGCGGAAACAUUGAUAUCAAUUAUUUACAAUACACUGCCUAUGCCUACAGUUCUGGUUGUCCAGUUGUCGACAGUGAUGGCAAUCUUGUAGGCCUAACCACCAAUAUGGCCGAACCAAACUGUUCCCUGUGUUUGAAUAGAACUUACAUUGAUUAUUUUGCUAACCAAACCAUUGACUUUGAAAUGAGAUCCUAUGGUUUUGUAAUUUGCUGGUAUGACCACACAAAUCAACAGUAUUACAACAAUCUGGGUAUACCUGUCGAUAGACUGGCCAACUAUAGCGGUAUUAUGAUUGUUAACGUUGUCGGUGAACUCGAGGGCUGGCAGUUGAAUACCUUACCAGCAAAUUCGGCCCUAUAUUUGGUACAACAAUACGAUAUUAUUACACAUAUUAAUCAUAUACGUGUUCAAUCGUUAGAUGAUCUGUAUCGGGCACUGGACUAUCACCCGUCAAUGACCAUCAAUGUCAACGAACCCAUUCUAGCCGAUCCACAAAAUUCACGGGUAUUAACCAAAGUUGCCUAUCUGGACAAAUAUUUAGUUUAA